AUGGCCUUUGGACUUACUAACGCCCCCGCCACUUUUCAGCGACUUAUGGAGCGCUGCAUGGGUGAACUCAAUCUCAAAGAAUGUCUCAUUUAUCUUGAUGAUGUAAUUAUUUUCAGUGAUACUGUUGAAAAGCACUUUGAGAGGUUAGCAGCAGUGUUUUCCAGACUUGAGCAUUAUGGCCUUAAACUUAAGGGUUCCAAGUGUGAAUUUUUUCAGCUCGAGGUGAAAUAUUUGGGCCAUGUGGUCAGUGCAGAUGGCGUUCGAACAGAUCCUGAGAAGACUAGUGUCCUGAAAGAUUGGCCUAUUCCAAAGUCCAUUAAAGAUCUUCGUUCUUUCCUGGGUUUUGCAGGGUAUUACCGUCGAUUUGUCAAUGGCUUUUCACAGAUCACUAAACCUUUGAAUGACUUACUUGUUGGUCACUCAACCAACAAGAAGGCUAAGUCAACAAAACUAGCUGCUCCUUGUAAUUGGGGUCCAAGUCAGCAAGAAGCUUUUGAAACUAUUAUUAGAAAGUUGACUUCAGCUCCCACAUUGACAUAUGCAGAUUAUUCUAAGCCCUUUAUCCUUAACAUCGAUGCAAGUUGUGUUGGCUUAGGAGCGGUCUUGUAUCAGGAAGUCGAGGGAAAAAAGAAAGUGGUAGCCUAUGCCAGUCGUGGACUUCGACCUAGUGAACGCAAUUAUCUCGCUCACAAGCUUGAGUUCCUUUCUUUGAAGUGGGCUGUGUAUCGUUUCGGCAAGCAGAAUGUUGAUGCUGAUAUUUUAUCAAGGUUACCAGAAAGUGUUCAGAUUGAUAGUGGUGUGAAUCGUAUUAUGUAUCCAGAUGUUUUGAAGGCUUUGUUUCAAGCUACUUUAGCUGAUGUGCAUGAACUCCCUGCGUUUGAGUGUGUUUCCAUCUCUCAACAAGUACUUGAUACACCUUCCUCUGAAGAAGUAGAUAUUGGUUCCAAUUUGAGUGACAUCAAUUGGUUAACAGAGCAGUAUCAUUUUGUUGACAGGCGCAUACGAGAAUGUCAAAGAUGUAUCCGGCGAAAGACGACAGUCAGGACCGCAACACCCCUUGUCUCUGUUGAAUCGACUUUUCCAUUAGAAUUUGUCUGUAUGGACUAUUUAUCCCUUGAAAUGUCUUCCGGUGGGUAUGAGCAUAUACUGGUCAUUACCGACCAUUUCACUCGUUAUGCUCAGGCUAUACCCACUCGGAAUCAGACAGCUCACACUACGGCCAAAAUCCUUUUCGAACAGUUCAUCUGUCAUUACGGAUUUCCCAGCCGCUUACACAGUGACCAAGGUCGCAAUUUUGAAAGUGCUGUUAUACUUGAACUGUGUAAGUUGGCUAACAUUGAAAAGAGUAGAACCACCCCAUAUCACCCACAAGGUAACGGUAUGGCGGAGCGGUUCAACCAAACCCUGUUAAAUAUGUUGGGAACUCUUGAGGAUUCUCAGAAGUCCAAUUGGAAGGCUCAUGUACCACCUUUGGUACAUGCUAACAAUUCGACUAGGCAUGAAAGUACCGGGUUAACACCUCACUUUCUAAUGUUUGGUAGACAUCCACGCCUAGCAAUUGAUGCCUUCCUUGGCAUUGAACCUGAAGAUUCUGAAAAAUUCAGGAAUCAUUCCAACUAUGUCAUGGGACUACAGAAACGCCUGAGUUACGCCUAUAAAGUAGCCAGCCGUGAGUCUAAGCGGCAGUCCCGCCGCCAUAAGCGACGAUAUGAUCUUAGGGUAAGACAUGCCAAAAUUGAGCCAGGUGACAGAGUUCUAGUCAGAAACGUUGGCCUAAAGGGUAUAGAUUCAGACGUUAACACACUGAUUCGUAAACAUCUUGAUAUAAUUAUAUACAAGAAAAAUGCACAGUUGAAAAAGUUGGAAGAAAGAAACAAACACAAAGCUAAAGAUGUUGAUGAAAAUAUCAAAAGACUUAAUAAAACGUAUGCCUACUUAUCUGCUAGAAUAGAUUGCAAUGGAAAAUCAAGGCAUAGCUUUGAAAAGUCCUGCUUCUAUGUUGGAAAUGACGUUCUCCUGACCUGGAUCCAGGCAAACGAAAAAUGCCAACAGCUGAAUGCUACCCUGGCUGAAGUUGAAACCAAAGAAGAGAAUGUUUAA
Molecule: messenger RNA, 2100 nt
Organism: Ruditapes philippinarum (Manila clam)
Lineage: Eukaryota; Metazoa; Mollusca; Bivalvia; Venerida; Veneridae
Exons: 4
Coding region: 1-2100 (699 amino acids)
Biological process (GO): DNA integration
Molecular function (GO): nucleic acid binding
Source: RefSeq, a predicted model, not a curated record